Messenger RNA from Penicillium angulare, 2553 nucleotides. RefSeq names its product putative spindle pole body associated protein SnaD. The transcript has a single exon. Lineage: Eukaryota; Fungi; Ascomycota; Eurotiomycetes; Eurotiales; Aspergillaceae. Bases 1 to 2553 code for a protein of 850 amino acids. The record is from RefSeq and is a predicted model, not a curated record.
AUGGCCAACGCUGGCUACACGUCGCCUUUCCCAACCUCACACGACACCAUUGGACAGUCGACUCUAGUAACUCCCCUUUACAUGCCUUCUUCUCCUCCUGCAAAUCACGAGACUAGUCCGACUCCCCCCGAUUCCCCGCUGCGCGCCGAAAGCCCCAUCUCCGAUCACUUCGGGCCCGAAGACGAUGAUGACGAUGAAAUUGAACCUGAACACCAUAAUAAUGACAAGCAAGGCCCAGAAGAUGAAAUACAUCGUCUUUCACACCAUUCAGCUCCAGGGAGUCCAACAGGAUCGGAUUUAGAUGCUCGACUCGCGAACUACACCUUGGACUUCAGCCAAUUUCCUAGCGGUAACUUUGCAGACGGACAAGAUGAGAUCCCGCUUCCAGAUAUGAAAAACGAUAUUGAGGAUGGGCUGUCUGAUGUCGGUGGCCCGGAAGAUUUCACGGCCAAUAUGGAGAAAUACUUGAUGGGAGAAGGCAUGUCGAGUACCCGGAAAUCCCGCACCAACGAGGCCAAUACAUCCCUGAGGCAUUCCUCUUUGCGAUCAAGACAGCCGGUGGUCGAAGAGGAGGCUGAUUCGGUGGAAUACAGCGAGUUUGGCCCACCAGUGGACAUGUCUACUCCAUCGCAUGUCUUGCACCGAACCAGUGCCCUGGCCAAGGAUUCAACUCAACUCGAAGAUAUUGAGGAGGACCCUGCUGACGGGUUACCAAGCCCGGAGUCACCAUCUUCUCGCAGAAUGUCGAAUGGCUGGAGAGAUCAAGCAGAAGAACGAGAAGAACGUUUACAAGAGCGUAUGGCGCAGCUCGAAAAGGAACUCCAUGAUCGAGAUGAACAGCUUCUUAAGAACCGUAGUCGGAUACUAGAGGCAGCCUCGGCGAGUGAACAGAUCCGACAUCUUCAGGCUGAGCUGCAGCUUAAAAAUGAGCAUAUUGCAGCCAUUGAAAUUCAGAGUGGGGAACAAGCGGUGCUCCUUGAGAGGAUUCAGACCCUUGAAAAGCAAGCCGAUGAGCGCGAGAACCUUCUUCGGCAAUCGGCCUCAGCCGCAACCCCUACAGAUAUUGCUCCCCUUGAGCAAAAGAUUCGUGAUAUGCAACAACAGCUGAAGAAUCAAGAAUCACAAAGCUCAUUAGAUGCAGAGAGAUUAGAGACGAUCUCUCACUUGCGACAGCAGCUGAAUCUCACUCAAGAACAGCUGAAAAAGCGAGACGCAACAAUGGAUGAGACACUGGCGAAGUUGAAAGAUGUUACACAUGCCAAAGAGGUGCAUCUUCGUGAAAAGAACGAUGAGAUCGAGCGUCUCAAAUCAGAUCUUGAUGAUAUGGCCCUUGAAAACGAGAAAUUGGAAACGGAAUUGGACAAUGCCAACACAGACUACGAAGCUCUUGAGGACCGCCUGACUAAUCUUGAAACAAAAAAUCAACCCCUGGAAGAGAGAAACCAGUCCCUUGAGGCUGACCUCACUCGCGUACAAUCUCAAGUGGAGGCACAAGAGAGCGCUCUGAAGAGUAUGGCUGCUGACUUGCCCUUCGGUAGCCGUAGCACAUACAGUGAAAUCCUUGAUCUUAUCAAAGACUUAGGCCCUCCGGAGUCCGAGGUCGAACCUGAAUCCCCGACGCAAGAGAAAUUCUCCGCCAGUUCAGAUGUGCAGCAACUACGCGACGAGAUGAAGAAAUUCCAACAAGAAGUGCAAGACGCCUCUAGCGCUCAAAGGGCCGCAGAAGUUGAAGCUAAUUGCCUCCGCGAGCAAGCAACCGAGAUGCAAAACCUCAUUAAAACCAUCGAAUCUGAAAAUCUACGCCUUACAGCCCGGGUGCAAGAGUUGACAACAACUCUGAACCAGACACAGCAUGACUUGACUCGAACACAAGAGGAGCAUGCAGAAUCUCUUGAAACCAUCGCUCGCCUUCAAGAAGAUGCACUCGGUCAGCCUCCUAGCACUCCGCCAUCUCCACCCAAAGCGCACGGCGCUCUUAGCGCAGAACAAAACAACGCUCCAGACACAGCUGCCCUAGAAAAAGCCCACCAAGCCCAGAUCAUGAGCCUUCAGACAGCCCAUUCUACCGCGGUCUCCACCCUCCGCUCCUCACAUGCUGAGUCCAUGCGUAAGAUCCGAAACUCUCUUACUACCGCUGAACAACGCGAAGCCGAGCUUAGAGUCGAACUCACUACGUUACGCACCUCGGUAAACACCCAAGAUACUCAGCUGCGCAGGUCCUUCAAGUCAGAGAUCAAGCGUCUUGAGGCCGUUAUUGCCGCUAAGGACGAGACUGCCGCAGCAAUUGACCAACGUAUCUCUUUAUCGGUAGACAAGCGAGAGCGCGAGUGGGAACGUCGCGUUGAUCUACUCCUCAAGGAGCGAGAUCGCAUGGCCAAAGCAUUGAUGAUGUACUGGGGUGAGAAGGAAAUGGGCCGUGGGCCUGGUGCCUUUGCUGAGGGGAAGGAGAAUCGUGACGGCAAGAAAGAGACAAAGCAGGGCCAAGCAUACAAAUACAAGUAUUCUCAGAAGCACCGAUCUAAGAGCCGGGAAAGCCGGGAAAGAAAGGCCUAA